AUGGAAAAAUUUUUAACGAAGAAGAAAUCAGUUGUAAUGGAUUUUAAGGACAAUAAUAUUAGUGAAGAAAAUUCUCCACAGGCGACAAAUCCAGUUGGUACUUCGUUAUGUUCGGAUAUAGUUAGUGAAGAAGAUUUAGAGCUAAAUAAUGCAUUAGAAAUGCUUAAAACGGCCAAAUUAUCUCAUUUAAAGAAUUCCAUACAACAAAUCAAAUUUUCACGUCCUUUUCUUUCGGAUGAUUAUCGAUUACUGGAAGUUACUGAAGAAUUAGCUGAUAUGAUUGAGUCAAAAAAGGAACUUUUUCCUCAUUCUCUUGUGGGUGGGCGUGAUCAUCCUUGCUCUUGGGCCCCUACCAAAGGCUUGGGAGGUCUGAUAUUUCGUGGCCAAAUCGAUGAUUUUCCUGUUUUAUGUACUACAAGCGAGACUUAUCGAGUAAAAGAAGCAGAAACAUCGAAUACAUUGUUGAUUUUGGAUUCACUGAAUUGGAAUGAAAUAAAUGAUCGAGAAAAUUAUUUUAAAAUUCGUAAUGUUUCCGCGAUGAAAACACGUUAUCUUGAAUUAACUCGACUAACAGUCUUGUCGACUCGUCGUAUUAAGGAGAUAUUAUGCGAAAGCCAAUUAAAAUGGAAUGAUUCUACGACGCCAAAUUUGAAAUUAUAUACAUUUACUGAUUUACUGGAUAUUGUGCAAAUGAGCGAAGAGGAAUUGAGAAAUUGCAUUGAAAAUUUACCAAUCGUUCUCCUUGACGGAAACGUGCGAUUGCUUUCAUUGGAGUAUAUAGAUCGCUUAUUAAUGGAAUUAACUGAUUAUAUUGAUGAUGAAAGUGAACCAGAUAUUCAGACCUAUUCUAUUGAUUAUAAAAUAUUUUUUAAUGCACUAAUGAGACGUUCAUCAAAAAAGGAUAUUUCUAUCGAAGCUGUAAAAUGGUUAAUGAAGAGCCAUUGUUCACUUAUUGAAGGUGACAGAUAUAUGCUUAAUGAACGAGCAGUCUGUCGAUCGAAAGCUUCACAGCUCUUGCGAUCAGCUGUCAAGUUUGAUUUGUUGUCUUUCCGAAAAAAACUGGAUCAGAUGCUACCAGAUGGUGUAGAAAUGAAAGAUGAGUAUUUGGAAGGUCUGGCUUUCAUAGAUGAAGAUAUUGCAUUCGGCAAGACUAUUCGCUAUCUCAAUGCGGAAGAAAUGCCUGAAGAUGAAUACAAAAGAAUGGAAUUACUGUUUUCUUUGCGUUCUCAGUGGAGGCCGAAUGAGAUACGACAUUUUCUCAAUGAUAUCUGUCCUACACAACGCACAUUGAACGAGGUUUUAGAUAAAUACUGCCGCUAUUCCAUGGUUGGUAAUGAAAGAUACUUGGUUGGCUUAAAAUGA
Molecule: messenger RNA, 1362 nt
Organism: Dracunculus medinensis (Guinea worm)
Lineage: Eukaryota; Metazoa; Nematoda; Chromadorea; Rhabditida; Dracunculidae
Source: the annotation of a GenBank genome assembly